UCGAACGCCUGAAAAAGGCUCUCUCUGUCUGUGUCUUCAAUUAGCAAUCGGUACCUCAUAAGUCUUAAAGAAGAAAAAAAAAAAAAAAAACACCAAUCGGGAAUCCAUCUCAGCCAUUCAUGUCGACGGCGGAGAUGGAGCAGCUGACCUCCGGGGCGAGCAACCGAAUAAUCCCGGUCCUCAAGGCGCUGAGGACGUCCCUCAUAUUCGUCUACACGCUGCUCCUCUCUCUCACGCUCUUCCUCCUGCCGCGCCGCCGCCGGCGGCUCUCGCCUUCUAUGGACGAGCCGCCUCAGACGUCCAAGUGGUCUAAGCGGAGAAGGGAGGAGGAGGACACCGUGAGAAGGAGGGCCUUGGCAGAGAGCCUCGACAUGGGCUUCGAGACCGGCGACGGGGACUGCCGGUGCCGAUGGUCCACGUUCCUGUUUUUCGGGGCGCGUGGGAAUGCCCUCUUCUGCCGGUCGUGGGUUCCGGUGUCCGCUGAAUGGAAGGGCAUUUUGAUUAUCAUACACGGGCUUAAUGAGCACAGUGGGAGAUAUGCUCAUUUUGCGAGGCAACUAACAUCAUGCAAGUUUGGAGUCUAUGCGAUGGACUGGAUAGGUCAUGGAGGGAGCGAUGGAUUGCAUGGAUAUGUUCCUUCACUUGACCAUGUUGUUGCAGACACGGGGGCUUUCCUAGAAAAAAUUAAAUCAGAGAACCCUGGAAUACCGUGCUUCCUCUUUGGUCAUUCUACUGGAGGUUCUGUGGUUUUGAAGGUGGCUUCGUACCCUUACAUUGAAGGCAUGUUGGAGGGAAUUGUCUUGACGUCACCAGCUUUGCGUGUGAAGCCAGCUCAUCCAAUUGUUGGGGCUAUGGCUCCUAUUUUUUCUCUGGUUGCUCCAAGGUUCCAGUUUAAAGGAGCGAAUAAAAGGGGCAUUCCAGUUUCCAGGGAUCCUGCCGCACUGUUGGCAAAGUAUUCUGAUCCUUUAGUAUAUACGGGACCCAUAAGGGUGAGAACAGGCCACGAGAUAUUGCGCAUUUCUUCUUAUUUGAUGAGGAGCUUUAGGUCAGUGAGUGUCCCAUUCUUUGUUCUCCAUGGAACUGCUGAUAAAGUGACAGAUCCGCUAGCCUCCCAGGAUCUGUACAAGGAGGCAGCUUCCAAGUUUAAAAACAUAAAGCUUUAUGAUGGCUUCUUGCAUGACCUUCUCUUUGAGCCUGAACGAGAAGAGAUUGCAAGGGAUAUAAUUAACUGGAUGGAGAAGAGAGUAAGUGCUGGCAUUGGAAAUGUUCAUAAUAUCUGCUAAAACAUCUGUCCAGAAAGAGGAGAAAACAGAGUUGUAUCUACAUAUAUAUAUAUAUUUAUGUAUUUGUUGGCAUCACAGUGGAACUUGUUUCAAUACAUAGGAUCAACUUUUUAUGGUGAUUCAUUCUAUAUGAAAAACUUUUAUAGUUUUUAUGCA
This is a messenger RNA of Alnus glutinosa, 1439 nucleotides long. RefSeq lists its product as uncharacterized. Gene Ontology annotation, cellular component: membrane. The record is from RefSeq and is a predicted model, not a curated record. The coding region runs from base 120 to 1283 and encodes 387 amino acids. Gene Ontology annotation, molecular function: lipase activity. The transcript is spliced from 7 exons. Lineage: Eukaryota; Viridiplantae; Streptophyta; Magnoliopsida; Fagales; Betulaceae.